Molecule: messenger RNA, 1086 nt
Organism: Lachancea dasiensis
Lineage: Eukaryota; Fungi; Ascomycota; Saccharomycetes; Saccharomycetales; Saccharomycetaceae
Source: the annotation of a GenBank genome assembly
AUGGGUGUCCAAUCAGUUCUAAAGAGAAAGACCGGUGUCAUUGUCGGCGACGACGUGCGCGCGUUGUUCGACUACGCCACCGAACACAAGUUCGCGAUCCCAGCCAUCAACGUGACCACGUCGUCGACCGUGGUGGCCGCCUUGGAGGCCGCCAGAGACAACAAGUCGCCUAUCAUCUUGCAGACGUCCAACGGCGGUGCCGCGUACUUUGCCGGGAAGGGCGUGUCCAACGACGGCCAGAAGGCGUCGAUCCAGGGAUCCAUCGCGGCCGCGCACUACAUCAGAGCCGUGGCGCCAGCGUACGGCAUCCCCGUGGUGCUGCACUCGGACCACUGCGCGGCCAAGCUGCUGCCAUGGUUCGACGGCAUGCUCGAGGCGGACGAGGCCUACUACAAGACGCACGGCGAGCCUCUUUUCUCGUCCCACAUGCUGGACUUGUCCGAGGAGUCGGACGACGAGAACAUCGCCACCUGUGUCAAGUACUUCACCAGAAUGGCCAAGAUGGACCAGUGGCUCGAGAUGGAGAUCGGCAUCACCGGUGGUGAGGAAGACGGUGUCAACAACGAACACGUUUCCCGCGAGGACUUGUACACCAAGCCCGAGACCGUCUUCGCCGUCCACAAGGCCCUCGCCCCUAUCUCUCCUAACUUCUCCAUUGCCGCCGCCUUCGGUAACGUGCACGGUGUGUACAAGCCCGGCAACGUGGAGUUGAGACCCGAAAUCUUGGGUGGCUUCCAAGAGUACGCUGCCCAGCAGAUCGGCAAGCCCGCCAGCGCCAAGCCUUUGUACUUGGUCUUCCACGGUGGCUCCGGCUCCUCCCAAGAGGACUUCAACACCGCCAUCUCCAGCGGUGCCGUCAAGGUCAACGUCGACACUGACUGCCAGUUCGCCUACUUGGAGGGUAUCAGAGACUACGUCUUGAAGUACAAGGACUACCUACAAGCCCAAGUGGGUAACCCAGACGGCGACGAUUUGCCAAACAAGAAGAAGUACGACCCAAGAGUGUGGGUCAGAGAGGGUGAGAAGACCAUGUCCAAGAGAGUCACCGAAGCCUUGGAAGUUUUCCACACCAUCAACCAAUUGUAA